Engraulis encrasicolus (European anchovy) is the source of this 2620-nucleotide messenger RNA. RefSeq lists its product as uncharacterized. Bases 1078 to 2610 code for a protein of 510 amino acids. The transcript has 11 exons. The record is from RefSeq and is a predicted model, not a curated record. Lineage: Eukaryota; Metazoa; Chordata; Actinopteri; Clupeiformes; Engraulidae.
AAAACCCGAUACUUGCCUAUUUUUUAGCUGACCCAACAAUAAACUUAUACGUUUUCUGACCAAGACACAACGUUUUCGUUGUGGUGAAAAUAAUGUAUGAGUAAACAUUGCCGGUUUACUAUAAAACUAUGAGCAUUCUGUCAAACGUGAGGUAUGACGUCAUCAACGUGGUUUACGUUCAGUCACGCACUGCCACGCACGGUCUACCAAGAACAAGAUGGAGGAUCCGCGAGACCGCGGGGAUCAGUUUGGCAGCCAGUACUAACCCUCAUUUUUGGAAAAGAAGAGUGGACGCUCAAUUGUUUUUCGGUGUAAGAUCCUGAUUCGGACUCUGGCUUGUAGAGGCUCUAGCUGUUUACAGUCUGUUGUUCCCUGCUAACAGCGACAGUAGCCCUCCAGCCCACUGAGAGUUCUUGCUGAAGCCCCUCAGCUGCAGCCCAGCAUCAGAUCCUGAUUUUGACUCUGGCUUGUAGAGGCUCUAGCUGUUUCCAGUCUGUGGUUCCCUGUCAACAGCGGCAGCAGCCCUCCAGCCCCUUCUCCCCUCAUCUGCAGCCCAGCAUCAGAUCCUGAUUCGGACUCUGGCUUGUAGAGGCUCUAGCUGUUUACAGUCUGUUGUUCCCUGCUAACAGCGGCAGUAGCCCUCCAGCCCACUGAGAGUUCUUGCUGAAGCCCCUCAGCUGCAGCCCAGCAUCAGAUCCUGAUUUUGACUCUUGGCUUGUAGAGGCUCUAGCUGUUUCCAGUCUGUGGUUCCCUGUCAACAGCGGCAGCAGCCCUCCAGCCCCUUCUCCCCUCAUCUGCAGCCCAGCAUCAGAUCCUGAUUCGGACUCUGGCUUGUAGAGGCUCUAGCUGUUUACAGUCUGUUGUUCCCUGCUAACAGCGGCAGUAGCCCUCCAGCCCACUGAGAGUUCUUGCUGAAGCCCCUCAGCUGCAGCCCAGCAUCAGAUCCUGAUUUUGACUCUGGCUUGUAGAGGCUCUAGCUGUUUCCAGUCUGUGGUUCCCUGUCAACAGCGGCAGCAGCCCUCCAGCCCCUUCUCCCCUCAUCUGCAGCCCAGCAUCAGUGUCAAAAAACGAAAAGAGAUGGCAGCCCCCCAGAAGUUUCUGCUCCGUGUUUAUCUGCACACAGAUACUGCCAUUAAGCUCACUCUAAAUAGCCGCCCAAAGUCUGUGGAAGAGCUGAAAAUUAUAAUGCAGUACAAAUUCAAGCCAAGACUCGACAGUAGUGACUUCACCAUCCAAUACGAAGACCCUGACUUUGAUGGCCAAUUAAGUGUCCUAGUGGACAUAGAUGAGCUGCCAGAGAAGGGGACACUGAAAGUGAUUAGGUUGGAGAGUGACGAUAGUUCUUCUUGUGGCAGUUCUGACACUGACAUACUGCCCCAUGUACCAUUUAGUCAGCGCCAAAAGAAUUGGCCUGAUGUUUUUCCUGUUCCAACGUUCAACCACGAAGUUGAGCAUGUCCUUGACCAGGGUAACUUCGUCUUCCAGACAUCUGGCAAGCCAACUAGAUUAACACGUUCCCAGAAGCACAAUGUGCUCGAAAUAAUGGCACAGACUAUUUACAGCUUCAAGCCAUACCCUAGCAAUACUGAUCUUUGUAAGGCUUCGGAAGCAUUGAUUACUGCCCACCCAUGCCUCAAAGAACUUGGAAGCAAGACUGGCUGGUACGGCUGGAAGGUCAGUUUGGCCUUCAAGAUGGGUAACUACAGACAGAAACUGGCCAAAUCGGGGUGUGCUGAGGUGUCCAUCAAUGCAGGAAAGAGAAGCAAGAACAACCCUGACAGCGAUCACCCCCAUGCCAAUAUUAAGCGAGCUCGUAGGUCGGAAGUGAACUUCCUACCCAACUUCCCAACUGGUGAAAACCAGGCCAGUCUUGACCUGAUGAGACUCGAGAUAAUUGAAGAGACUGACAAGUCGGAGAAGAAUGUGCAAUUCAUCGAAAAGCUGAUGCAGACAACCUUCGCUUUACGACGACAAGACAUCAUCAAAAGUGAAUUGCCAGUAAAGGACUUGCUGCGCAGCUGGCCAGCUCUGCAGUUGGAAUCGCAGGUUCUCUCAGAAUUCCAUCGUAUCACUAAUGUGAACCUGCGCAGCACAUUCUACGCUGAACUUGACAGACACACACCACGACUCCUCAACUUAUACAGACAAAAGGCAGUACGCACCGGCAAGUUGGCGGAGGCUCUACGGGCUACCCUCGCCGCUUAUGAUCUUCAGGAAGAACAUGAUGUCAUCUCGAGACGCACCCUGUCGCUGUGUGCCCUGCCGGUGUACCUGCGAGAAGAUGUAUCUGCCUUCUUUCAGACAUUCAAUGAGGAGGAGGAGCCUGAUUACCAUGAUGUCCCUCUUGCUCUUGGCAUAACUGGCGCAGACCCCUUCAGCUGCAAGAAGUUUACAGUCGUCAUUGAAGGCAAUGCUGUUUUUAACGAGGUCCCCACAAUUCCAGAUGCAUUCAUGUUGUUGUUUGGGCUGACUUAUGUGUUCAAUUUGGAAUACCCUAAGAGCCUCUUGAACACAUUCACAAUGAUCCAGAAAAUGUUUGUUUGUCUGGAUGAUGGCAAACCACUCAAACCCUGCCUAAUGACUUUGAAAGAAGAUUUGCUACUGCAGUAGUGCGUGUUUG